This is a messenger RNA of Coregonus sp. 'balchen', 6242 nucleotides long. Lineage: Eukaryota; Metazoa; Chordata; Actinopteri; Salmoniformes; Salmonidae. The record is from the annotation of a GenBank genome assembly.
GGCGGGGGCAGGACUAACUUAACAUGGACAGGUAGAGAUGCGGGGGAAACAAUACAAUCUGUCACUUCUUAUAAUUUAGCGCUAUAAUGACAAGGGAAGAAACUAUGCCAUUGGAAUAAAGAGGGAUUUUACUGAGCACUGGGGAACACUAUUUUCCGCUAAUACAAAUAGCCUCGAGCCUUCAGGAAAACCGAAUUAGAUGAUGUAGAAGCGACAUCACAACCGGAAAACGGAUUUGUUGCAAAUGCAAGGAGUCUGACGCAGUAGCCUACAAUAUCUUACAACAAUUUGAAAGAAACAACAGAAGACGUAACAAUGGCUAUGCAUUUAUAUCAAGUUAGUAGUAUGUUACUAGAAAAUACAGUCGGGAAAAUGAGUGACAACUUGACAUCAGUGGUCCUUGCAGUGUUUGUGAUCACCCUAACUUUGGGAUAUAUUUCUAAACUGGUGCUCAAACAGUCACAAUCUUCUUCAGACACUGACAAGGUAUGUACAUGAAGAAUACAUCAGUUGAGUUACAUUAUAUAUUACAUUAUUAUUAGGGCUGCUACAGUGAAUUUUACAGUAUCAUGGCGCAUUCAUAGCCUGUUCAAAAUCAAUUGACUUGUGUAUUUUAUUCUUGUAACUAAAUGAGUUUUUAUUUUCUCAGAAAUACCCACCAUACAUACCUUCUAGCAUUCCAUUUCUGGGUCAUGCCAUAGCAUUUGGGAAAAGUCCCAUUGAAUUUCUGGAGAAUGCAUAUGAAAAGGUAAGAAUACAGUACUGCUGUAAAGUAUACUUCAUAUAUUUUAGUGCUACCUAUUUUUGUUUACAAAUUGUGCACUAAUAAAUUGCAUUCACUUUGCAAUAAUUUAUUUCAUAUACAGCUUUUGUUGCUCUACCUUACUGGUGUAUAGUGCCAUGUGAAAGUGCCCUUUAUAGUAGGUUAAUUUUCUUUCUAUUCACAGUAUGGGCCUGUUGUCAGCUUUACCAUGGUGGGCAAAACCUUUACCUACCUUCUGGGUAGUGAGGCAGCCACACUGAUGUUCAACAGCAAGAACGAAGAGCUCAAUGCAGAGGAUGUCUAUUCUCGAUUGACCACGCCAGUUUUUGGCAAAGGGGUUGCCUACGAUGUACCUAACCAUGUAAGCGAAUAAAUACUUACUCAGAUACUCCCAUUCACACUCACAAAUGUAGAGAGAAUGUAGAGAGAAUGUUACCACACAUAAAGAAGUGUUGCCAGAAGUGUGUUGGUCUUAUGUUUCAUCUCAUAAACCUAUCAUAAACUAAGUAUUGAUUAAGCUAAUUAAGUCUAAUUAUGCCGCUCGUUUUCUUUUUUAGAUCUUCCUGGAACAGAAGAAGAUGUUUAAGACAGGACUGAACAUCGCCCAUUUCAAACAGCACGUUGAAAUCAUCGAGGAGGAAACUAAGGAGUACUUUUCACGAUGGGGAGACAGUGGGGAAGAAAGUAAGAUGACAGCGCCAUUACAACCGUUCUGAGUUUUUACAGUAUUCCAUGUGGAAAGUAAUCCAAAUGCCCAGUUCCAAAUCGACCCCUAGCCCCUACGGUAGCUACUUCAUGUAGACCUAAAAGGAUUGAAAAGCCAAAAGCAGAAUGAUACAUUUCCCACUUGGCCUAUUUGAGGGCAAAGUUGAAUUAUUAAUACAGUAUAACGUUACUUAGCCAAUCCUUUCAGACCUAUAAGAAGAGCUCAGGGGGUAGGGACUUGGGUGAAGUACAGUGGACUUUAGGUGUCAGCACAGUGUCAACUUUUCAGAAAAUGAGCCAUUCAGCAUAAUUUCCCAUCAACACAUUCUCUAGUAAUACCUCAUGAUAACAAAAUCAAAUAAAAGUUUAUUGGUCGCGUACACAGAUUUGCAGAUGUUAUCGCAAGUGCAGUGAAAGCUUGUGUUUCUAGCUCCAACAGUGCAGUAAUACCUAAACUAUACACACAUAAUCAAUGUGUUGUAACGACUGUAAUACAGUUUGAACCUUGCCAUCCAUUUUAAGAUAGUUACUUUUUUUUCUGUAAAAGGUAGGGUAGCGAUAUGACAUUACCAAAAGUAGCGUUUAACAGAGCGACUCCUGACACGAACAAAGAGAGUAAGAAGCAAGAGGCUAAUCUAGUCAAUAUUUGUUGUCAUGUACUGUAGCUAUUAUGUUGCUCAAGAGAGCAGUGAUCUCCCAUGCACAUGCACAGAUGCUUAACGGGUUGCUAAUGACUGCAGCCUUUUGCUUCACACUCUUGAUAGAAUCUGUUUGGAACGCGUCGCUGUUUAUGAACACGUCAUAUAUUUUGUUACACGCCAUAACAUUUGAGCCAUAGCGCAGUCAUAAAGUUAUCCAGUCAGCAAUUCUGACCUCUGUUCUCUCUCACUCUUUCAUUCACUAUUUCCAUCGAUCUCCAUCUCUCCCUUUCACUCCUUCCUAACGCCCCAUCUCUUCCACUCCUCCCUCUCUCAGACCUGUUUGAGGCCCUGUCGGAGCUGAUCAUCCUGACAGCCAGUGCCUGUCUGCAUGGGAAGGAGAUCCGCAGCAUGUUGGAUGAGAAGGUGGCCCAGCUCUACGCAGACCUGGACGGGGGCUUCAGCCACGCUGCCUGGCUGCUGCCCGGCUGGCUGCCCCUGCCCAGUUUCAGGUAAGAGAAAGACUUCAUUCAUACUGUCCUGUCCUCAACCAAGGGUCAAUUCAAACUGUUCCACCUUCAGGUUAGGUUUUUUUGUGUGAAAGACCAAGCUAGACUGAGUUACCAGAACGGUUGCUGGAAAUGAUGAUUCAUGAAACUUCAUUCACGGUUCUAACCUCAGGUUAGGGUUUUGAUUGAUAGACUGAGUUGGACUUUUUGUGUAUGGGUGGUCCUCUGUAGCUCAGCUGGUAGAGCAUGGCGCUUGUAACGCCAGGGUAGUGGGUUCGAUCCCCGGGACCACCCAUACACAAAAAUGUAUGCACGCAUGACUGUAAGUUGCUUUGCAUAAAAGCGUCUGCUAAAUGGCAUAUUAUUAUUUAUUAUUAAUUAUUCUUACUGUAUUAAUUCUGUAAUAGCAAUAUGAGAAUAUCUUAUUUCUAUAGGGCAAGAAAAAACACAGGUUUUGUCAUUUUUGUACAGACGAAGGGACAGAGCACACAGGGAGAUCAAGAACAUCUUCUACAAGGUCACCCAGAAACGCAGAAGCUCUGGAGAGAAAGUGGACGACAUGCUGCAGACCCUUAUAGAUGCCACCUACAAGUAAGACAUAAGUGGAACAGAUGCCAGUAUUACUACAUGUGGUACAAGUAUCUAUGCCUCCCAACAGAACUGAAGUGAAAGGCAUUUGGUUCAAAGGUGUUCUACAACUGUUGUACCAUUUGACUGAUUCAGUCCUAACUAUUUCUGCCCUUUUUAAGGGAUGGGCAGCCCCUGAAUGAUGAUGAGAUAGCGGGCAUGCUGAUUGGUCUACUCCUGGCCGGACAGCACACAUCCUCCACCACUAGUUCCUGGUUGGGCUUCUUCCUGGGCAAAGAUAAGGCCCUACAGGACCGCUGCUAUGCUGAACAGAAAACUACAUGUGGAGAAGACCUGCCCCCACUCAACUUUGACCAGGUCAGAAUCCAUAACUGGCAUAUUGCCAACUGCACAAAAAUGGCCAUAGACUACACUACGGCUUUGUUGUUGAAAAUAUGAAUUAUGUUUUUAUACUGGCUUACAAAUGUGUUAAGACUAUAUUCACAUAAUCAAUUAUAUUACAUAUAGGUACAUACAUUUUUAUGAAUUAUUUUGUUGAAACUUAUUUAGAUCCGUUUAUUUUUGACCAUAUUCCAAUUAAACGGGGUAAUUUGGAUAUUGUAUGUAAGCAACUUCAGUUAGAAACCUUCUUUCUAGACUGCUAAACCAUAAGUUCAGCUAUUCAUUUGGACAGUUUUGAUCAUUUCAAUAUUUGACAUGGUCUUUACUUACCUGGUCUUGUUCACUCCUCAGCUGAAGGACCUGUCUUUGUUGGACCGCUGUUUGAAAGAGACCCUUCGACUCCGUCCACCCAUCAUGACCAUGAUGAGAAUGGCACGCUCUCCUCAGGUAAGAUCAAUAUCAUUAUUUGUUGUGCAGUUACCAAUGUCCAUUAAGUUAUUCCUACUACCGUCAUAGAGAUUUUACAAAUCCAUUAGAAUAUCAGUAAAUUGAAAACUUUUUGCACACUGAAUUUGACGGCGAGAAAUGGGAAUAAUGUAAUUUGUCCAAAUACAUUUAUUUAUUUACAUUGAAAUGGAAUGGAGCCCCAACCCAGCUAAAUGCAUUUGUGUACAAUAGGUGAGAGACCAUUGACCAACCCUGACCCUUUGCUUCAAUCCACCCCCAGACUGUAGCAGGCUACACCAUCCCAGCCGGCCACCAGGUGUGUGUGUCCCCGACAGUCAACCACCGUCUGCAGGACACCUGGACAGAGAGGAUGGAGUUUAGGCCUGACCGCUACCUUAACGACAACCCUGCCGCAGGGGAGAAAUUUGCCUAUGUGCCCUUUGGAGCCGGUAAGAAUAUUUUGUAGUUUUUUCAUCCCUAUUAACAGCAUGUUAUAAGUAAGGUGAUCUGCAGUCUUUAAGAAGUGUCAAAGAAUAUACACAAUGGUAGGGGAAACAUCUGUCAUACAGUAUGCAUUUUCAUUCGUAAAUAAGUAGACAAAAAAGCUGUAUUUUGUCAGUAGGUGGGGCUCUUGCUCAACAUAUGAACUUUACUCCCAUUACUACCAUACCAAGCUGUCUCAUGCCACAAAGUUUCAUCUGAUUUUACCCUCAUUACCAUGACAAAAAAAAACCCCACUGAUGUUCACUGUCCUCUAGGCCGUCACCGCUGCAUCGGGGAGAACUUUGCCUACGUUCAGAUCAAGACCAUCUGGUCGACCAUGCUGCGCCUUUACGAGUUCGACCUGGUCGAUGGUUACUUCCCCACAAUCAACUACACAACCAUGAUCCACACCCCACACAACCCCAUCAUCAGAUACAAGAGGAGGCAACACUAAGAGACACUGAGCGCAAAACACAGCAGAGAAGAGGUUACACCAUUUCAAUUUCAAGAAAAUAGGUAGCCAUUUCAGAUUUGCCACAACAAACAACCUUACCUUUAACUGUUUGAUUUAGAGAUCAUUCCUGUACUUGAAUUUAGGAACUGUUCAAAUGAAUGCACAGAGUUCUGUCUGAAAAUCAAAUUCACUUUACUUUGUGUUGCCCCCACCUUAUGUUUGCGGUGUUUUUGAGUUGCUAGAAUGUAUUGUAAGCCACAGGAGGCUGGUGAGGGGAGGACGGCUCAUAGUAAUGGCUGGAAUGGAGUAGAAUGGAAUAGAGUCAAACACAUGGAAACCACUUGUUUGAUGUGAGACCAUUCCACUUGUUCAGUUCCUGCCAUUACUAUGAGCCCGUCCUCUGAUUUAACGGGACACCAGCCACCACUGAUGUAAGCCUACACAGAAAUAUUAAAACCACUGAUCCUUAUCCAUUGCUUCAUAGAGAUCAGUGAUCAAACUGACGAGCACUGACUUUGUAUGUACUGUCCAUUCAUAAUUGUACAAAGAUAGAGGACCUGGGCUGGGUCAGACAAAGAAAACGGACUUGAAACAGGGAGGGAGAACCUGCACUUGCUCAACAAGAGACACAUUUUCUGUUGUGUGCUCUAAUAAACAUGACUUAGUGUAUUGAGUGGGAAUGUUGGAAGGUCAGGGUGUAGUUUAACCCAUGUAGUGCCAUGAUGAUGGAAAAUGAUUACCCCAUUUUGUUUCGAUUAAUUUUACUGUUUGAAGCCUAAUUUUGUGAACAUUGGCCCCUUUUAUAUACAAAUCAUAUCUAAGAUGAUGCCAUGUGAAUUCCAGGAGGCGAAAUCUCAUGUCCAAUUUGUCUUUACACCAUAAUUGCAUUGACUGUGCAUUUCCCCCAUACCAGAUUCACAUUUUAGCUUUUUUGUUUUACAACAGAACUAAUUAAAUGUGUACCUGUAAAAUCUAAUUGUAUGUGUCAGUGAAGCUGAAUUCAAAAAAUGGUGCGACCACAUAUUUCAAGUGUUAAAAUGCAUCUUUAUUUAAAUGUUGGACAAAAUACCCAGAAUAGUCAGAAGCUCCUACCUUUACAAAAAUAUGUCUUCUACAAAUUGUAGUCUGUCCAAGAAACCAUUCUAUAAAACACAGUGUAGUGUAUAUAGAUCCUGUAGCAGCCUCCUCAACAGUAAAGUCAAACAUUCUCCAUGUCAGAGUUCUCCCAAUUCCCGUUCUGGAGAGCUACUGGGUGUGCAGGCUUUUGUUCCAGC